AUUGGGCUUUGAGUGGACAAAAGUGGCCUUAUCGACAAAAGUGCCUGUUUAUAUUCCAUUUCAUUGUAACGUCAUAAAGUUAGACACACCAAAGGGUUUCCAAAAAUAAUAAAAUGGAGGGGAAACCCUUUGAGAAAAAUUGCUAAAGUGUUUCCGAUCGGCACUCCUUGAACUUAGUGUCCUUUGUUUUCGAAUCAAAUGAUAAUCUUCCCCUUUCCAGACCAAGAUGUGCGAUCCCCAAGAGAGUAGAAAUGAGUUUGCUCGCAUCCUGACGGAUAUCAUCACCCAGGACCUGGUGGGUCAGUGUGAGGAUUAUCGGAAUGCAGUCUUUUCUCCCGCCUCCAUUCAAAGCUGCCUGACGCUGGCCUACAUGGCAGCCACAGGAUCGUCUGCCGAGGAGCUGAAAAAGGGCCUCCUGUUGGGCCCUGGCGAUCGGCAUCACAUAGCCCGCACCUUUGGCGAGUUUUGGCGAACACUCUGCAGUAGCGGCGACCGGGGUCCCACCUUGAAAUCCGUGAAUCGAUUGUACGUGAACAGCAACCUGGAACUCAAGCCGGAGUUCAAUGAGAUAGCCAGCGACUUUUUCCAAACCAAGGCCGAGCCAUUGGAGUUCGCCGAUCCGGCAUCCGCCACCACGCACAUCAACGAGUGGGUGGAAAAGGAAACGGAGCAGAGGAUCACGAACCUCCUGCAACCGGAUGCCGUGGACGAUGCGACCAGUGCCGUGCUCAUCAAUGCCCUGUACUUCAAGGGAAAGUGGCAGAAGCCCUUCAUGCCAGAGGCCACAGGAAAAGAUACAUUCUUUGUGGACCCAGAGACCAGCAUCGAGGUGGACAUGAUGACCCAGGAGGACAAGUUCAAGUUCGCCGAGUUACCCCAUCUGAAGGCGAAAGCCGUGCAGCUAUUUUUCGAAACCUCCCACAUCCACAUGCUCAUAGUUCUGCCUGAUGACAAAUUUGGGCUGCAGGACCUGGAAGCUCGGCUCAAAAAUGUCGAUCUGGCUUCCAUUGAUGAAGCCAUGACCAUUAAGGAUGUGGACAUUUUCUUGCCGCAGUUCAGCAUAGAGUAUGAUGUGGAUUUGAAGGAUAUAUUGAAACAGCUUGGCAUAGCAGAGAUCUUUACGGAAGCCGCCAAACUGGAUGGACUCUUCACCACAAGAGAAAAGCAGAGGAUUUCAGCGGCCAGGCACCGCGGCUACAUAAACGUAAACGAGGCUGGUUCCGAGGCAGCUGCCGUAUCCUUCAUGAAGAUUGUGCCAAUGAUGCUGAAUAUGAACAAGAAGCAAUUCAAGGCGGACCACCCGUUUGUCUUCUACAUCCGUAACUCGCAGGCUGUUUUCUUUGCGGGAAGGUUCGUCGGCGAGCACGGCCAGGCGGGUGGAAAGUGCCGCACUGAUCACUGUCGAAAGUGCCCUAAGAAGGGCCAGGUUUCUGGCAAUUGCCAAACUGAGGCGUGCCAAAAAUGUCCUAAACUGAACCAGGUUCCUGGACAGUGCACUGGGCACUGUGGAAUGUGCCCUAAGAAUGACCAGACUUCUGGCACCAGGGUGGGCGUGGAGAAUCGUUCCGCUGGAGUCCGCAGUGAAAUGAAAUACUUGUACCUGAUUCUGUGGGUGGCGACCGUGAUGGGCCAGCAAUCCGAUGGGAUCUACCAGCACCUGGCCAAGAGCAAUCCUAACAAGAACCUGGUGGUGUCACCCCUUUCCAUCGAGAGCGUCCUCAGCCUUCUCUACAUGGGAGCGGAGGGAACAACGGCCCGAGAGCUCCAGACCGUAUUGAGGCUGCAGUCCGGAAGCAAACAGGAGCUGGCCACGAUGUACAAGACCAAGCUGGAGUCUCUCCAGGUCAGCAGGGAGGGUUACACUAUGCAAUUGGCGAACCGCAUCUACGUCAACGACCGGCUGGCCCUGCAUCCGGAGUACAAUCAGUUGGUACGGGACUCCUUCAAGGCGGAGGCGGAGGCCAUCAACCUGGAGGACAGCGUCAAGGCGGCCGAUGGCAUCAACCAGUGGGUGCGUGACCAGACAUAUGGCAAGAUCAAUGGUAUUGUCGAACCCGAUAACAUCACCCCUGACCUGAGAGCACUGCUGGUCAAUGCCAUCUAUUUCAAGGGCCAGUGGCAGUCCCAGUUCGAAACCAGAGCCACCGAGGUCUCCCCCUUCAAAGUCACCCCCAACGAGAGGGUGGUCGUUCCGAUGAUGCACCAAACGGGCACUUUCCGGACGCACAUCUUGCAAGAUUGGAGCGGCCAGGUCGUUGAGUUGCCCUACCGGAACUCCAACCUCUCCAUGCUCAUCUUCCUGCCCAACGACGCCGAUGACCUGAGCAAAAUGGAGGAGAAAAUGGUUGGGUUCUCAGAGCCGCUGCAUCCCAUGGAAAUGCUUGUGGUUCUGCCAAAGUUUAAAAUUGAGUUCCGAACGGAACUCCAGGAGAGUUUGGAGCAGUUGGGCGUACGGGAGGUGUUCUCCGAUCAAUCUAACCUCAGUGGACUCUUCGCCGAUGGAUCUGGCGGCAAAGUGAGUAGGGUUACCCACAAAGCCUUCUUGGAGGUGAACGAGGAGGGUGCCGAGGCGGCGGCUGCCACAGUUGCCAUGGUUUCUCCUCGCUCCGGCUUCUCGCAGUCCUUCGUGGCGGAUCAUCCUUUCGCUUUCAUGAUCCGGGACCAGAAUACCGUUUACUUCCAGGGCAGGGUUGUCAAUCCUGCUUAAAGAGAUCCGUUUACAUAAAGUCCUUUCCUAAAUAUUCAAAAAUCAAUAAAUUGUGAUAUUUUCAUAGAAUUAGUAGUUCAUAUAUGUAAGUAUUAAAGAAAUAGAACCUCCAAUGUCAAGUAACGUAAAACGAAUGCUUUAAUUAUUCCAAUAAAUUCUUUUAAAAAAUUCCAGA
This is a messenger RNA of Drosophila ananassae, 2882 nucleotides long. RefSeq lists its product as uncharacterized. Lineage: Eukaryota; Metazoa; Arthropoda; Insecta; Diptera; Drosophilidae. Gene Ontology annotation, molecular function: serine-type endopeptidase inhibitor activity. The transcript has 7 exons. The coding region runs from base 227 to 2707 and encodes 826 amino acids. The record is from RefSeq and is a predicted model, not a curated record.